Messenger RNA from Symbiodinium necroappetens, 1680 nucleotides. NCBI's taxonomy places the organism in Eukaryota, Dinophyceae, Suessiales, Symbiodiniaceae. The record is from the annotation of a GenBank genome assembly.
AUGCUCAACAAGGCAGAUGGCACCCAGUGCGAGGAUGAGGCUGACGUGAGUCGCCGUUGGAGGGAACAUUUCGGUUCCCUUGAAGGGGGACGUGAUUCCAGCUUCCAAGCCCUCGUCGAUGAGACUCAGGAAAUGGGCCAUCCUGACCGAAGCUCUCACUGGCCGCAUCCUGCGGAUACCGCGGGGGUCCCAUCCCUAGCGACGUUGCAGCAGGUUUUGGCCGCAACGAAAACCGGUAAGGCUCCCGGUUUGGACUCCAUACCUGCGGAACUCUGCCGCCACUUCGCGGUGGAUCUGGCCCGCGUCCUGUAUCCGGUCUUGAUGAAACAGAUGUGGCGUGGAUGCGAAGCCGUAGGUGUUACAAGUUUUGUUCUGUUCGCCGAUAUUGCCUCCGCUUUCUACUGCACUGUUACGCAGUUGGUGGCGAACACGGAGGGCGAUAUCGACAGCAACCUCCUCCAGCGUAUCACAGCGGAGCUACACAUUGCACCAGAAGAUGUGGCAACCCUACAGCACCGCCUCAGCCAGCCCUCGGCUAUGAAACUUGCGGGUGCCGACCCUUGGCUUGAAGCCAUUACAGGUGCCCUUUCUACGAGCAACUGGUUCGUGAUGCGCGGAGAUACUACUCCUAUAGCUACGGCGCGAGGCUCGAGGCCAGGUUCCUCUUUUGCGGAUAUUGUCUUCGCCCUCCUCCUCCCGAAGGUGCUGCAAGCCCGGGACACGCUCCGUGCUACGUCGGCGCCGGCUGCAGAAGCCCCACGUGUUCCUUGGGAUGGUGUGCGUUCGUUGAAGCCCUGUGAGUCGGGGGCUGCCGACAUCACCGUCGAGGAAAUCGUGUGGGCAGACGACAUCGCUGUCCCGCGAUGGACCAUCCGCAAUAAUGCAACCCGCGCUGCUAUUGCUGUCGAAGCAGGGUCAUUGGCUGAUGCCUGUGCCGAGCAUGGCCUUAGGCUCUCAUACGGGGCCGCAAAGACCGCAGCCCUGGCGUCCAUAUGUGGGCCCGGUUCCCGAGCGAUCCGGAAGGCUCUUUUUGGAGGCACUGGGCUCAAAGGCACCAUGGCGGUCGUGCGCGAGCACGCGGCACCCGCAACCCUGCCUCUCGUGGGUCACUACAAGCACUUGGGGGCGGUCCAGGCCCCAGGAGGGUCCAUACGCUUGGAGCUGCGCCAUAGGAUUGCGUCUGCCAAAGCAGCUUAUCAUGAAGCCAGGCGUAAAAUAUUCAAAAACCGUGGCAUUCAAAUACGACGCAAGGCGAUUGUACUUGAGGCCACGGUGCUCAGCCGCCUCACUUUGGGUGCUGGAUCUUGGCCCAGCCUUUGCAAAGCGGACCAAGCGGCCUUUGAUGCUGCCGUUUGGCAUUUCUACCGGGGGAUCAUCUGCUCCAGUAUCUACGACAGCUUGUUGCAGCGGGGACCCGGACACCUCAUGGGAAAGCUGGCAAGCACUCAUGUUACACAGGCACCACCCGAACCGGUGGAAGGGCAGUGGACUGAUGAGCCUGCUGGUGUUGCUGACGUGCAGCACUGCCCAACGCUCCUUGCCAAUCUCGAGGAGCUCUAUGACGAGCCUGAGGAACGCGUUUGGGAAACCAUUGCCGACCACAUCGAGCCCCUCGAUACGCUUCGGCACACAGUCCGCACUUGGAGAGACCGUCAUCAGCAGUGUGCCUGGCAUCAGGAG